AUGGAAAAUAUUUCAGGACUUAACUACUUUCAAAACAAUGAACCGUCUAAGUGGUCACUUAUUGGUUUCUUAAAAUGGAGAUCCGAAACACAACAGUUUUUAGAUAGCAAGAGAGAACAUAGUGCAUUCAAAUAUUUUCUCCAGGAACUUGCAACUGAUGAAAAUAAUACAAAUGCAAAAAGAGCACAAGAGUCACUCAACAACUGGAAGAAGAUCAAGCAUUCUCCGGAAGUUAAGAAGUUCUGGAAUGAUUAUAGAACCCAGAAUUUACAGCAAGAUCUCCAGUAUGUUAAAGCGCAAAAUGAAUUAAAAACUUUACAGGUUGAAACUGAAGAUAAUGACAAUGGAAGGACAAUCCUGGAUUAUCGAGAACUUUCCAGUUCAUAUAAAAGAAGGGAAAAUGAAAGUUCCAAUAAUAAUAAACAACCAAACAUUAAAGAAAAAACAUCUGCAAUCCGUCCAACCAAAAAGAUGAAAUCAAGUGGCCAAACUGAAUCUGAAAAUAAUCCAAUCCCCGAUGUGGAGUGUGGAGAUAUCGAAACCUUUCUUAAUGACGAUUACACUGAUGAUCAAUCUAUUGAUAAUGAAUAUACUGAUGACGAAUUUACUGAGGACGAAUUUACUGAUGACAAGUUAAAUAUGGCAUCCGUUGAGAAAAGUUUGAAAAAAUUCAAAGAAGCUUAUUUAUUAAUGGACCCUAACUAUAUGUGGACACUGAAAACUGGCCGAAAAGUUGAAAAAGUUAUUUACGAUUUUGCAAAAAAUCUGAAUAGAGAAUCAUACCUUCAUUCUUUCAUAAUAAAUGAUGCAGAUGUUGAUACAAAAAAUUUAUUUACACCAGACGAAUGGAAAGAAAUCAAAAAUCUUGAAUUAGUAGAAAGACCAAAACUUGACCCUUGUCACAAGGAGUUAUUAAUAAAAUAUACCGUAAUGAUAUUAAAAAAUUGCGAUCACUUCUCUUUGAACCAUUUAUACCUGAUGGUGAAGAAUACAAUCGAAGCAUUCAUUUCUGUCUUGAUUUUAUUAACAAUGGAUAUCAUGGAAUUUUGCGUUUAUGGGAAAUGGAUGAAGAUCUGUUUUGAUUCUUUAAAGCUAGAAGGAUGGUUUGGAAUGAAUGUCUGGAGCCGAAUUAUAGAUCCUGUAGUUGAUGAUUUAAAUAUUGACUUAAUUCGUGGGGAAGGAAUGAGCUUCGCUUCUAGUGAAAGGAAGAAUAUUCAUAGAAAGAUCAAUAAUCGUAAAAACAUUGGUAGAAAAGGAGACGGUAUAUUUAGGUUGCGUAGAAAUCGUUUAGAAUUCGGUGCAGUUGAAGCUGGCAGGAAAUGGGAGGAGAUAAAUGGUACAAAAUAUAUGACUGAUUCACUUAAAAUAUCAAAGAUGCUAAAGGAUAUGCUUGACAAAUUGAUUAUUGAAUGCAAAAUGAAAGAAGAUCUAGUAAAAAAAUUGAAAGUAAUAGGAAUACUUCAUGGUGCAAAUAGAUUACAAGUUUUAACUGGAGAUCACCCCUUCGGAUAUAUCACUCGGAUUAAUCGUAAUAACAUUCAAGAAGUUUCUGGCAGGUUAACAAAUUCAAAACCUCUUGCACUGGUGUUGAAAGAGAUCUUAUAUGCACGAUCUGUUAUUAUUGCUACAAUGGAUGCUGUUGAAAAGAAGAAUGAUUUAAAUUUAAAAAUCUUUCUUGACGAUGACAAUGAUGAUGAAUAUCACACACCACUCACCAAUACUGUAACAAAUACAUUUAUAACACCAGUUAAAUCAAACACAAAAGAUAUGACUAAGAUGAUCAAACAUAGUAUCAGAAUAUAA
Entrophospora sp. SA101 is the source of this 1803-nucleotide messenger RNA. Lineage: Eukaryota; Fungi; Glomeromycota; Glomeromycetes; Entrophosporales; Entrophosporaceae. The record is from the annotation of a GenBank genome assembly.